GAGUAAAACUCGUGCUGAGCUGGUUCGCGUUUCUUCUGCCGUGAUGGGCAUCGAAUUUUCCUACGCUGCCGAGACGGCUUUUGUGUCGCCAACUUUACUAAAAAUCGGCGUAGCGCAUCAAAAAAUGACUCUAGUUUGGGGAUUGUCGCCGCUAGUUGGUUUCUUCUUGACUCCCAUUUUGGGUUCACUGAGCGAUCGAUGUCGCUCGAACUUUGGAAGACGUCGUCCCUUUAUUUUGCUUUUGUCCGUGGGAGUUUUUCUUGGAUUGCUUCUUGUUCCAAACGGAGUUGAAAUUGGUUAUUGGUUUGGAGAUCCUCGUCCUGUGACGUCAGAAUUUGAUUAUUCCGCGAUAAAUGGAGGGAAUUCAACAACGAUGGAUCCAAUUCCAGCAGCCCCGAAGAACGAACAUCCUUGGGGAAUUUUCUUCACGAUUCUCGGAACAGUUUUGCUCGAUUUUGACGCCGAUGCUUGUCAAAGUCCUUCGAGGGCGUAUUUGCUUGACGUUACACUGCCAGAAAAUCAUGCGAGAGGCUUGACGACUUUUACAAUCAUGGCUGGGCUCGGAGGCUUUAUGGGAUAUUCGCUCGGCGGGAUCAACUGGGAUGACACGUUCAUUGGAGUUUGGUUUGGAGGUCAUGUUCGUGCAGUUUUUUCCUUGAUUACGAUAAUUUUCGUAAUUUGUAUUUACUUGACGAUCACGAGUUUCGCUGAAAUUCCGUUGUGGAUGAUUGAAGGCAGCAUGAAUAAACUUACCGAAGACGAAAUUUACGGCGAAGAAGAAGCUCCAGUUAAGACAGACAUCCAUAGAUCAGCGUCAGAUGCCAAUCUGGAACUAAAUCGAGAGACAACAGCUUCCUACGGAGCAACGGGAAACAGUCUCGGAGUGCCCGAAAAUCCUUUUCAGUCACAACGGCGUAACACAAUGCCAUCAAACCCAUUCAAAAGUGACGAAUAUGCAGCUUUGCCGGGAGCGAAUGUCAAUGAAACGUCUUUUACGGAGAAUGCAAGUCAUUUAGGUCAAAAGGAGCCAUCGGUAGAAGCAAGUUCAGCUACUUUGAAGCAUUAUUUGUUGUCAAUAGUGUUCAUGCCAUUUUCAUUAAGAAUCGUUUGUUUGACGAACUUGUUUUGCUGGAUGGCUCACGUUAGUUAUUCGCUGUAUUUUACGGAUUUUGUGGGAGAAGCUGUGUUCGGAGGGGAUCCUAAGGCCCCUCCCGGAAGUGUUUCUUACGAGCUCUACCAAGAAGGCGUUCGUUUCGGUUGCUGGGGCAUGGCAAUGUAUUCCCUUUCAUGUUCCUGCUACAGUCUCAUCAUCGAAAAACUCAUCAAACGCUUCAAAGCGAAGCCCGUUUACAUCGGCGGCUUAGUUUUCUACAGCACAGGCAUGACAUUAAUGGCACUGACUAAACAUCCCGUUGGCGUAAUUUUGUUUAGUUGGACUGCUGGCGUCAUGUAUUCCACACUUUUCACGAUGCCGUAUUUGCUUGUUGCUGCUUAUCACGAUAAAGGAGUCUUUUCUGUGACAAAUGAAGGCGUCGCGGAAAGUACUCAAGUUCGAGGCUUGGGAACGGAUGUCGCCAUUGUCAGUAGCAUGGUAUUUUUAGCCCAAUUCAUACUUUCGAUGGGCAUGGGAACUGUCGUCUCUGUCACAGGCACCACGACAGCCGUUGUAAGUGUCGCGAGUUUUCUCGCAUUUUGUGGAGCGAUAUCUGCUUCACAAAUCAUGUACUUGGAUCUCUAAUUUUCUUCAAAAAAAAAGAAGAAAAAAAUUUAAAAAAAUCAUUUAAAGCCAAAAAAAAAUCAAUAUUGAACGAAUAAAUG
This is a messenger RNA of Culicoides brevitarsis, 1818 nucleotides long. Its product is annotated as proton-associated sugar transporter A-like. NCBI's taxonomy places the organism in Eukaryota, Metazoa, Arthropoda, Insecta, Diptera, Ceratopogonidae. Gene Ontology annotation, molecular function: sucrose:proton symporter activity. Gene Ontology annotation, cellular component: membrane. The annotation marks the transcript as partial. The transcript is spliced from 5 exons. The record is from RefSeq and is a predicted model, not a curated record.